AUGGUGCCAGUGGCUAUAGAGGGAUGCACUCAAGGAACCGAAGGUGGAGGAGCCCGAGGAGGCUCCAUAUCUCUAGCGCUACUCAUAGAUUUCAUUGUACAGAGAACCUAUGAUGAACUCACUGUUUUGGCCGAGCUGUUGCCUCGUAAAACGGAUAUGGAACGUAAAAUUGAAAUUUACAAAUUCAGUGCCAGAACAAGACAACUAUUCGUCCGUUUACUGGCUCUGGUAAAAUGGGCCAGCAGUGCUACAAAAGUGGACCGGUCUGCACACAUCAUGGCAUUUCUUGACAAACAGGCAAUGCUUUUUGUGGAUACAGCUGAUGUGUUAGCUAGAGUAGCUCGAGAAACACUAGUACAUGCAAGGUUACCGACGUUUCAUAUGGCUGCAGCAGUAGAAGUACUUACUCUGGGUACUUACAGCCGUCUACCAGCUGUGAUUAGGGAACGGUUAGUACCGCCGCCGGCAUUGACUGCUGGUGAGCGAAGGACCACAUUACGUGCGCUGGCGCAUGUCGUACGACAGCGCCUCACCACAGCAUCCUUGCCAAGCGAUAUUAGAAACUUAAAGGUUGAAAACGGUCGGGCUACAUUUACCGUGGGCCAAGAAUUUAGCGUGUCUCUCACUGUAAUGGGCGAUGCGCCCAAUCUGCCGUGGCGUUUGCUGGACAUCGCCAUUUUGAUACAAGACAGUGAAACUGGAGAGGGCAAGCCCCUAGUUCACAGUUCACAAUUAGCUUGGCUACGGGGUGUAGCACAAGCUCGUUUAGCGGCAGCCGGACUUAGCGGCGCUUUGACAGCGCUGCGUUACUUCUGCCGUUCUCUUUCUCUUGAGUUGUUGUACACUCAAACACUAAGGUUGUGUCGCGAUCGCUUAUCAAAGCAUCUACAAGUUGACAGAUACAUACCUGGACAGAAAUUACAAGUAUCGUACUGGAGAGAGUUGGGUUGCGAGUUGGGCUACCGCCUAAUAAUUGGUGCAGAAUGUGAACAAUUGUGUGUCUGGCACGUGCCAGCCCUGGCAGGCGGGGAGCGUGUGGCUAGCGCCCUGACGCCUCACGCGCCCUCUAUGGAACGACUUUUAGCACACACUGUACAUGUACGGUCGAGACAACGACUCAAUGAUCUGAAGGUGCUGCUUAAUGAUUUGGGUGUGGAGUGCAGCGUGGGCGGGUGGCCGUGCGUGCUGGCGUGCUCCGUGGUGAGCCCGUGCCUGCGCGCCGAGCAGCUGCUCGUGUGUGUCGGCGCGCACGGCGGCCGCCUUCGAGCGCGGGUGCCCGCUUACCCCGGCACGCCGCGCAUGCCGGAUUUGGCUCAAGCACUCACUGCCACCAACGUUUCCACUAUUAAGUCGCUGCUUACACAAUUAAGAUUCUGGCUGGUGGCACGGCGUUGUGAAAAAACUUUACAACACUUGCCUGCGAGCGUUUGUGAACAUCUCCCAUUCUUGCACGGUCCUGAUCAUCCCUUAAAUAAACUUGCGCCCGACAGGCUCUACGUCACGUUACAUAGACAUACUGACCAUAUACUCAUAGUGGAAAUGAAGGAGGUAGCGGCGGGCAGUACGGCAAUAACCACCACUUGCUCAAACAGUGGCAGUGCCUGUUCUGUAUCGCUUUCGUUUCACCUCGCCGGCGCUAAGCGGUGCACGCCGGAUGAGUGCGAGGACGAGGGUUCUUCUACAAGUACUUCUGUCCCAGCGACUGCCACCCGUGCCUACCUAAAACUACACUCUCUCGUUGAGUUAGACACGUUUACCCUCACACACGGGCCAUUUACACCGCUAGAUACUCCAGGUAUGCAACCGGGCAAGCGUAAGCUAUCAUUAGCGAAUCAGCGUGCGGUGCGAGUUCGUCAACCCGCUUACUUCAUACCGGAGCUAGCGCAUGUAGUCGCCGCUGCUGACGAACGAGUGCCUUUUGUUAAUCUCGCACAAGAGCUGGCGGCGCGCGGCGUGAGCCACGGCGGCGUGCAGCCGGAGUGGAGCGGGUCGGCGCUGGGCAUGCGCGUGGUGGCGCUGCCGCGGCCCGACGCCGCCUGCGCCCGCGCCGCCGCCGCACUGCGCGCGCGCCUGCUGGCCGCCACCAUCCGCCUCACCACCAAGAACCAGGCGCGGGUGUGGACCGCCGAGAUCGUGUUCCACGGCUCGCCCGUACGCACGCCCAACCCCAGAGAACAAGGCGAUCGCCGCUGCGUAUAUUUACAGUAUGAACUCGGGACGGACGCAGGCCGCACCGCCGAUGCGUUCCUUGCAGACUGGGGGGCUAUUGUACAUUUACACACAUUAUUACAUGAUUUUAUGCUGAGACCGGCACAGGAGCGCGAGACCCUAUGGCAAGGGGUAUGCAUAAGAUCCUACACAUACCGGUCCUUAGUGGUUGGUUUCGGUGCGGCACAACGUGCAACAGCCGUGUUGCAGUGGAACGCCGCCACGCAACGUUACACUGUUGCGACACCCGCGCAUCAACCAGCAGCUAACGCUCAUCAUCUGCUCCAUCAUCAUUUGGAUCAUUAUAUUAACUGUCAUAAGGACUUAAUUUCGUUGGGCGUGGUGUUACGAGAGACAUACGCGCCUCUGCUAGCACUGAGUCGUCUGCCUACGCUGCCACAACUGGGCUUGCAUCACGUCCGCACACUCAUGCCCACGCCUACGUUUACAUUGCUAGCUCAUUCUUGGAGAAAGAUCCGAGUGAUAUAUGCGGGAGCGUAUUCUUUGGAGGUGGGUAUACGCGGCGGCGGUGUUGUCACUAUACGCGACGGCUCCUACUCCAAGUUUGAUAGAAACACCGUCGUCGAUGAGUUUGCGCCAGCUCACGGACUUAAGGCGUUCCUGUCGCGUUACGUAGAAGAUAAUAUAAGCGCAAGACUUUUAGCAGAAGACGAUAACCCUCCCUCUCCUAUGUCACCAAUGCCGCCAAGUGGUCUGAGGUUCCCUGCACCACUGACUCCGCCUCAGCCACACACUCCGCAUUCAGCGCCGGUCACUCCGCAUCCCGCAUCGCCGGCGCAACAUCAAUUGGGCGGCAGUUCGUUCAACUUGACCUCUCCAACCGGCGGAGCGAGCGGGGCGGGUAGCGCGGGUCCAGGGGUAUCGGCGUCCCCCGCAUCGCCCCUCGCCCCCUCCCCUCACGCGGCGCCCGCGGCUUCGCCCCACCCGCCUCCUACGUCACCGUUCACCACGUGGCCCGCGUCGCCCUCCUUACCGCGCCCUUCGCCUGGACAUCACCCGUCACCGCGACAUCACAUCGAUCACAAAGGUCCUCAAGCGAGUUCAACGAGCGGGUCGAGGGUCUGCAGCGGCGCGAGCGGGCGCGGCUGGGCGGGCGCGACGGCGACGCCGCUGGCGGUGUGCAAGCUGGAGACGCUGUGCUCGCCGGCCGAGCCGCCGCCCGGCGCGCCGCCCGGGCCCGCGCUGGCCCCGCUGCAGCGCUUCCUGGCGUGCGUGUACAUGAAGCGUGCGCUGCAGCGCUUCGUGCAACAUGAGGAUUACGUGAGUUUUUUGACAUUCGUGUCAGCAGAUGCGAUGAGUCUCACAUUUCGCUGCGAGAACGCAGGGUUGGCGGCUCGAGUGGCUCUUCAUCCACAACAUAUGCAGUCAUUGCACUUACAACUGACGCCUUUACCUGAUCACAAUAAAGAACAGUGGUCUGUAGAUGACUUGCAGGUGGUGGAAAAGUUCUUCGAGCAGCGCGUGUGCGUCGCGCCGUACCGCUGCACGGCGCUGCAGGGCUGGACGCGCGCGUGGGGCGCGCCCGGCGCGGCGCUGGGCUCGCUGGUGGCGCUCAUGCGCGCCGAGCUGGCGCCGGCCGCGCCCGCGCUGUGGCAGCUGCACUGGGCGCUGCGCAUCCCGCCCGCCGCGCCGCCCAUCGUGCCCGCCGGCCAGCCCGCCGUGCUGCUCGCCAAGCACAAGAUACUCUUCUUCAUCUGUCUCACCCGUGGCGACACUCAGCUCGUUCUGCCGCUAGUGUACGACAUGCAGAUGAACGUGACGCAGCUGGCCGAUAAACAGAACGCACAACCGCAUCUCAUAGCCGUCAGUUUACACCUAAAACGUUUUAACGAGUUCAACCAGUCGCACACGGAGUGCACGCUGUGGCCGGCGGUGCGCGACCUGCUGACCAACUUCACGCUGCCGCAGGAGGCGCCCCCCGCCCCCGCGCCCCCGCCCCCUUAA
Messenger RNA from Arctia plantaginis, 4173 nucleotides. The record is from the annotation of a GenBank genome assembly. Lineage: Eukaryota; Metazoa; Arthropoda; Insecta; Lepidoptera; Erebidae.